AUGGCGGCGGCCGCGCUCCUGCUGGGCCUGGCGCUCCUGGCUCCGCGGGCGGCCGGCGCGGGCAUGGGCGCGUGCUACGACGACGCGGGGCGGCCGCAGCGCUGCCUGCCGGUGUUCGAGAACGCGGCGUUCGGCCGGCGCGCCGAGGCCUCGCACACGUGCGGCCGCCCGCCCGAGGACUUCUGCCCGCACGUGGGCGCGCCGGGCGCGGGGGCGCAGUGCCAGCGCUGCGACGCCGCCGACCCCCGGCGCCACCACGACGCCUCCUACCUCACCGACUUCCACAGCCAGGACGACAGCACGUGGUGGCAGAGCCCGUCCAUGGCCUUCGGCGUGCAGUACCCCACGUCGGUCAACAUCACCCUCCGCCUGGGGAAAGCUUACGAGAUCACCUACGUGAGGCUGAAGUUCCAUACCAGUCGCCCCGAGAGCUUUGCCAUCUACAAGCGCACCCAGGCCGACAGCCCGUGGGAGCCCUACCAGUACUACAGUGCCUCCUGCCAGAAGACCUACGGCAGGCCCGAGGGCCAGUACCUGCGCCCUGGCGAAGACGAGCGCGUGGCCUUCUGCACCUCCGAGUUCAGUGACAUCUCUCCGCUGAGCGGUGGCAACGUGGCCUUCUCCACGCUGGAGGGCCGGCCCAGCGCUUACAACUUCGAGGAGAGCCCUGUGUUGCAGGAGUGGGUCACCAGCACCGAGCUCCUCAUCUCCCUGGACCGGCUCAACACGUUUGGGGACGACAUCUUCAAGGAUCCCAAGGUGCUGCAGUCCUACUAUUAUGCCGUGUCCGACUUCUCUGUGGGUGGCAGGUGCAAGUGCAACGGGCACGCCAGUGGGUGCGGUCCCGAUGCGGCGGGCCGGUUGGCCUGCCGGUGUCAGCACAACACCGCGGGCGCCGACUGCGAGAGCUGCCUGCCCUUCUUCCAGGACCGCCCGUGGGCCCGCGCCACGGCCGAGGCCGCCAACGAGUGUGUGCCCUGCAACUGCAGUGGCCACUCGGAGGAGUGUGCGUUCGACCGGGAGCUCUUCCGCCGCACGGGCCACGGCGGCCACUGCCUGCGCUGCCGGGACCACACGGCCGGGCCACACUGCGAGCGCUGCCGGGAGGACUUCUAUCGCUGGAGCCCUCGGACGCCGUGCCAGCCCUGUGACUGCCACCCGGCAGGCUCCCUGCGCCCCCAGUGUGAUGCGUCGGGAACCUGUGUCUGCAAGCCCACGGUGACAGGCUGGAAGUGUGACCGCUGCCGGCCCGGCUUCCACUCGCUCAGUGAGGGAGGCUGCAGACCCUGCGCCUGCAGUGCUGCUGGCAGCCUGGGUACCUGUGACCCCCAUAGCGGACGCUGCCCCUGCAAGAGGAACGUGGAAGGCCACCUGUGUGACAGAUGUCGCCCGGGGACGUUUAACCUGCAACCCCACCACCCGGCCGGCUGCACCAGCUGCUUCUGCUACGGCCACUCCAAGGUGUGUGCGGCCGCUGCCCAGUUUCGGGAGCACCACAUCCUCUCCGACCUCCGCCAGGGAGCCCAGGGCUGGCGGACCGGAAGUGUGGGGGGCCCAGAGCAUCCUGCACGAUGGAGCCCAAGGGGGCUCCUCCUGAAUCCAGAAGACGAGGAGGAACUUACGCUACCAGAGAAGUUCCUGGGAGAUCAGCGGUUCAGCUAUGGACAGACCCUCACACUGACCUUCUGGGUCCCCCCCGGGGGCUCCCCACUCCCCGUGCAGCUGAGGCUGGAAGGGGUGGGUCUGGCCCUGACUCUGCAGCACUCCAGCCUUUCCGGCCCCCCCGAUGCCGGGCAGCCCGGGGAGGUACAGCUCAGGUUCGAGUUGCAGGAGACCUCCGAGGACGUGGACCCUCCGCUGCCCCCCUUCCACUUCCAGCGGCUGCUCGCCAAUCUGACGGCUCUGCGCAUCCGGGCUGGUGGUCGGAGCCCAGGCCCUUCUGCCGCUGGCCAGGUGUUCUUGACCGAGGUCCGGCUCAUAUCCGCCCAGCGGGGGCUCUCCCCGCCAGCCUCCUGGGUGGAGACCUGCUCUUGUCCCAAGGGGUACACAGGCCAGUUCUGUGAAUCCUGUGCUCCGGGAUACAAGAGGGAGACACCACUGGGGGGUCCCUAUACCACCUGUGUCCCCUGCACCUGCAACCAGCAUGGCACCUGUGACCCCCACACAGGGAUCUGCCUGUGUGGCCACCACACCGAGGGCCCAUCCUGUGAGCGCUGCUUGCCAGGUUUCUAUGGCAACCCCUUCGCAGGCCAGGCCGACGACUGUCAGCCCUGCCCAUGCCCCGGACGGUCGGCCUGCACAGCCAUCCCAGAGAGCAGGGAGGUGGUGUGUACCCACUGCCCCUUGGGCCAGAGAGGGCGGCGCUGUGAGCUCUGUGAUGACGGCUACUUUGGGGACCCUCUGGGGCUCUCUGGGGCUCCCCAGCCCUGCCGGCGGUGCCAGUGCAGUGGGAACGUGGACCCCAACGCCGUGGGCAACUGCGACCCCCUGUCUGGCCACUGCCUGCGUUGCCUGCACCACACGACAGGUGCCCACUGUGAACGCUGUCAGGACGGCUUCUACGGGAGCUCCCUGGCCCCUCGGCCUGCAGACAGAUGCACGCCCUGCAGCUGCCACCCCGAGGGCUCAAUCAGUGAGCAGAGAGCCUGCCACCCGGAGACCGGCCAGUGCCCCUGCCUGCCUCAUGUGAUGGGACGGGACUGUGGCCGCUGCAGCCCUGGCUUCUACGACCUCCAGCCCGGGAGGGGCUGCCAGAGCUGCAAGUGUCACCCGCUGGGCUCCCAGGAGGACCGGUGCCACCCCGAGACUGGGCAGUGCCCCUGUCGCCCCGGGGUUGAGGGCCAGGCCUGCGACAGAUGCCAGCUGGGUUUCUUCAGCUUCUCCAUCAAGGGCUGCCGAGCCUGCAGGUGCUCCCCGUUGGGCGCCACCUCGGCCCAAUGCCACAAGAACGGCACGUGCGCGUGCAAGCCCGGCUUCGUGGGUUACAAGUGUGACCGCUGUCAGGACAACUUCUUCCUCACGGCUGGCGGCACACGCUGUCAGGAGUGCCCAUCCUGCUAUGCCCUGGUGAAGGAGGAGGCUGCCAAGCUGAAGGCCAGGCUGACCCUGAUGGAGGGGUGGCUGCAGGGGUCUGACUGUGGCCGGCCCUGGGAACCACUGCACAUUCUGCAGGGAGAGGCCCCACGGGGGGAUGUCUACCAGGGCCACCACCUGCUGCAAGGAGCCCGGGAGGCCUUCCUGGAGGAGGUGACAGGCCUCGAGGAUGGGGUGAAGGCUUCCCGGGAGCAGCUGCGGGCACUGAGCAGGAGUUUCCACUGUGCCCAGGCCCAGGCAGAGAAGACCUGCAUCCAGCUGGCAGAGCUCGAUGCAGCGCUGGAGUCCUCGGAAGAAGAGAUUCUGCAGGCAGCCAUGGUCCUCAAAUCUCUGGUGAUUCCUCAGGAAGGGCCCGGCCAGCCCACCACCUGGAGCCACCUGGCCACAGAGGCCCGUGCCCUCGCCAGGAGCCACAGGGACACCACUGCCAAGAUUGAGGCCACUGCUCGGAGGGCCCUGGUCGCCUCCAACACCAGUUUUGUGCUUCUCUGGAGUCUGGUGGAGGGCAGAGUGGCCUUGCAGGCCCAGCGGGAACUGGAGGACAGGUACCAGGAGGUCCAGGCGGCCCGGAAGGCACUGGGCACAGCUGUGGCAGAGGCGCAGCCCAAGGCCAAGAGGGUGCUGGCCUCCGUGCGGCGAGUCGGUGCAGACGCAGCCCCGCGCCUGGCCUUGCUGGCCGCCCCUGCAGCACCGCCUCAGAAGUCCCAGGCUGGGGCCCUGAGCCUGAAGGUGCAGGCCCUGGAGAAGACAGUCGCAUCCAGAGAGCGCAGGCUCACUGAGGCUGCCCGGACCCUCCAGGCCACCGCCCAGGCCAUGCUGCACAAGACCGAGCCCCUCACGCAGCUACGCCGAGAGGCCAGAGCCUCCCUGACCCGGGCUUCCUCAUCGGUCCAGGCUGCCACACUGACUGUCACCGGAGCCAGGACCCUGCUGGCUGACCUGGAAGGAAUGAAGCGGCAGUUUCCUCGGCCCGGGGACCAGGCCACACUGGGGAGGAAGGCAGGCAUCGUCAGGAGCAGGCUCCUCACAGACUUGAGAAAGAAGACCAAGCAGGCGGAGAGAAUGCUGGGAAACGCAGCGUCUGUCUCUUCCAGUGCCAAGAAGAAGGGCAGGGAAGCCGAGAUGUUGGCCAAAGACAGUGCUAAGCUUGCCAAGGCCUUGCUCAGGGAGGGCAAGCAGGAGCACCGCCGGGCAGGCCGCCUCUCCAGCCAGACGCGGGCGACAUUCCGACAGGCCUCCCGGCAGGUGCUAACCUCACAAGCCCGCAGACAGAAGCUGGAGGAAGCAGAGCUGAUGGGUGCAGGGCUGAAUGCCUUGGAGCGGCAGAUCUGGGAAUCGCGCACCUCCCUGGAGAAGGAUGUCCAGGCCUUGUUGGAGCUGCUCGCCAAGCUGGAGUCGCUGGACACCCAUCAAGCCCCAGCCCAGGCCCUGAACGAGACCCAGUGGGCCCUGGAGCGCCUGAGGCUGCAGCUGAGCCCGCCGGGGGCCCUGCAGGGGAAACUGAGGCUGUUGCAGCAGGAGUCCGAGCAGCAGGAGCUGCAGAUCCAGAGCUUCGAGAACGACCUCGCUGAGAUCCGUGCUGACAAGCAGAACCUGGAGGCCAUUCUGCAUAGCCUGCCCCAGAGCUGUGCCAACUGGCAGUGA
This is a messenger RNA of Odobenus rosmarus divergens (Pacific walrus), 4737 nucleotides long. RefSeq names its product laminin, gamma 3 (gene LAMC3). The coding region runs from base 1 to 4737 and encodes 1578 amino acids. NCBI's taxonomy places the organism in Eukaryota, Metazoa, Chordata, Mammalia, Carnivora, Odobenidae. The transcript is spliced from 29 exons. The record is from RefSeq and is a predicted model, not a curated record.